Papilio polytes (common Mormon) is the source of this 2730-nucleotide messenger RNA. Its product is annotated as solute carrier family 15 member 1-like. The record is from RefSeq and is a predicted model, not a curated record. Gene Ontology annotation, molecular function: dipeptide transmembrane transporter activity. Gene Ontology annotation, cellular component: membrane. The transcript has 15 exons. Gene Ontology annotation, biological process: transmembrane transport; oligopeptide transport. NCBI's taxonomy places the organism in Eukaryota, Metazoa, Arthropoda, Insecta, Lepidoptera, Papilionidae. Bases 79 to 2313 code for a protein of 744 amino acids.
CAUCAUUCUUUCUCACAAGUCACGUUUAAAUAUCUUUUAUUUAUUAAUUUAAUUAUCACAUUACCUCAAUACGUGAUUAUGUUUCACAGCCACCCAACAUCAAUAUUUUGUAUAAUUGCUACAGAAUUUUGCGAGCGAUUCUCUUUCUGCGGACUCAGGACUAUAUUGUCACUGUAUUUGAGAAAUGUUUUGUGUCUGCAUGAAAAUGCUGCAACCGUAGUUUAUCAUAUAUUUAUAAUGAUGUGCUAUACGAUGCCGUUGAUGGGUGCAAUUUUAGCUGAUAAUUUUAUAGGUCGAUACAGAGUAAUUUUAUAUUUCUCAAUAAUAUACUUGAUUGGAACAAUUUUGACAUGUUUCUCUGCUAUACCACCGUUAAUGUUACCAGCUACGACUACUUCGAUGAUCGGUCUUGCGCUGAUUGCGACUGGAACUGGUGGCAUAAAACCUUGCGUAGCAGCAUUUGGGGGUGAUCAGUUUCGUCUCCCUGAGGACAAUCAGCGGCUGCAAAGUUUCUUCUCGACGUUCUACUGUACCGUGAACCUCGGUGGCUUCAUGGGCAUGGUGGUAACUCCGGCUCUUCGUCGUAGUGUUAUGUGCUUCGGUGAUGACGCCUGCUAUGCCCUCGGCUUUGGAUUUCCAGCUCUAUUAGUACUUGUGUCUAUAAUAAUUUUUAUCGCUGGAAAGCCUUGGUACAGAAUAAAACAGCCUCGCGACAAUGUUACGUUAAAAUUUGCAGCUUGUGCUUGGUACGCGUUCAGAAAGCGAUUACGCCACGAUCCUAACACAGAUGGUCCUCCAUUGGACCACUGGCUUGACUACUCAGCCGAAAAGUACGGCCAAAAGCUGGUCUCUGAUAUGAAGGUGGUUUGCUCCAUCUUAUAUCUUUACCUACCGGUGCCAAUUUUUUGGUCGCUUUUCGAUCAACAGGGUUCUCGUUGGACAUUUCAAGCGUCAAGACUACGCAGUGAAGUGUUCGGUAUGACGCUGAUGCCGGAUCAGUUGCAAGUGAUGAAUCCCGCUAUGGUGUUGGUGAUGAUACCAGUAUGUUCCGGCGGUGUUUGGCCUAUUCUACCAGAUCUGCCGCCGUUACAGAAGAUGUUUAUUGGUGGAAUGUUGGCUGCGAUGGCCUUCGUGUCGGCUGGGAUAUUGCAAAUUGGUAUUGAGCGUUCGACAUUACAAGUACCAGGGCAUGAUCAAACUGGUCUGGUCGUUCUAAACACUCUGGCGUGUCCCGUUGAGAUAGCGGUGCGUGGUGAGGGAAUCGCUCCUGUGGAGACCCAUGGCACUGCCCUCACAUCUCCCCUUCCUCAUCGCAACCUCGGUCUCACUGCAACCUGCCCCUACCACUGCGCCGGCAGGAUUAUAAAGCAACACGUAAUCAAAGCUGAGCUUCACACUGUUGCAGGCAUGUUUAUGCCGGUGAUUGUUGGUCAGAAUUCUGACGAUCAAAUAAGAUUUUACUUCAUGGAUCCAAAUCAAUUUGGAAAGUCCUUAACGGGAAAACCGAAACUAAAGGUUGUUUACGUGGGAGACACGGGCCCUAAUAAGAACGUAUCGAUAACUGUGGAAACUGACAAGAGACUUAAUGAUAUAUACUACGUGUCCGACUCACCAGUGGAUCACAUCGGGGAGUCUGCGUAUAUGUGUCUACAGCCGGGGAAAUUCAAAUGGCACGCAUCUAGUGCAACUGGUGAAUUAUCUGGUUCGGGAGAAGGCUACGUUAGAGCCGGCGGAGUGUAUGUGCUUUGUUUGCGGGAACGACUGGGACGUUUGGACGCUGCGGUACUUCAUGCACCGAAUCCUCCUAACGAAUUACAUCUCGCAUGGAUUGUGCCUCAAUAUCUCUUGGUGUCGAUAGCCGAAAUUAUGUUUGCCGUCUCUGGAUUAGAAUUUUCUUUUACACAGGCACCAAAAAGCAUGAAAACAAUAACAAUAGCCGCGUGGUAUGUAUCCGUGGCAUUCGGUAACUUGAUCGUGAUUUUGAUUGCGCAGACAAAAAUAUUUGAAUCUAGAGCUUCGGAGUUCUUUGUGUACGCCGCCGCACUGGCGAUUGCGAUGUUGAUAUUCUGGCGUAUGGCUCAAGGAUAUAACACUAGAGAUAUUGAAGGAGACGCAUCAUCGACUGAAAGUCGUCCACUUCUUAGACACAGGUCUAGGAUAAUAUCGGUGCAUUCGUUGUCAUCGACUAGUGCUCGAGCGUAUGGGGUGCGCACACAAGAUCGUCAGUCGAGUAUGUGGCCGCCGCGCACCGCCGUCCGUCUCGCCACACCUAGCAGUGGCGAGAUGCGAGUCACCACUCUCGCCAAAGAUUAAAAAAAAAUAUGCAAAAAUAAAUCACCAAUUUUAUUUAAACUACGAUAUCUUUGAAAUGUAUUCACAAUAUUGGACAUUCGAAGUUUGCACACGAAUAUUGAUUACCAGCGCUAAAACGCUCUAUGAACGAUCAAACAUUUUGUCAAACUUAUACGGUUCAAAUGAAUUACCCAAAACACAUGCGUUACAUCAACUAAUUUUAGUAAUAGGAUUGCUAUUUUAUAACCUAUGCAAACAUGUAUUAUGUUUAUAAUACAGAUAUGAAAUAUCUAAUCACGACAUAUGUGACGAUUUUGAAUUACAAUUUAAUUCUCAAUGCCUUUUUCCCGCAACUCCACUUGCGUUAAAUUAAAAAUUAAAAGAGAGUAGCCUAUGUUUCCUUCCAGACUAUCCUCUACAUCAUUGCCAAAUUUCAUC